AUGGCUUGCUUGGAGUUGAAGGGAAUGAAGGAGACCCGGGUGAUAUCGGCUACAGAGGAGCCUCCGGAAGAACUGGCCGACCUGGCAGGAUGGGUCAACUUGGACACCUUGGACUGAGGGGGAACAAUGGAAGCCCUGGAUCCAAGGGGGAUUUUGGACCGAAAGGCAAACGUGGACCCCCUGGACCAGCAGGGCCGAAGGGUCUUCCAGGCCUGCGAGGAGAGAAGGGGGAUAUCGGCCUCUCGGGGUCCAAGGGUCAACCUGGUGACAAAGGCCUAUCAGGAAACAGUGGAAUUCCUGGACUCAAAGGUAAUCAGGGCUUGAUUGGGCCUAAAGGAAGAAUAGGUCCAAAAGGUCUACAGGGUGUCAUCGGUCCACGUGGGCCGCCUGGAGGAAGAGGGUCACCUGGACCUCCAGGCCUCUUUGGGAAAAAGGGGGUGAAGGGCGUGCAAGGAUUGCCUGGAGUCAAGGGAGAGAGAGGCCAGAGAGGACCACCAGUGAGGAUGACUUUAAUUUAAUUCUUAAAUUUAUUUCUGCAGCAACCAAAGGUUUGAAUAAAAAAUGAACAGCGGAUGUAAUUAUAAUUGUAAAUUAUACAUUGAGGCUUUUGAAACAUUUCUUUCACAGGGUAAACCUGGCGUACCAGGUCCACCAAGAUCUGGAUUGAGAUCUGGACCACAACUCUUGAAGAAAUCCACACCCAUGCCCAGGCCUAGCACCAAG
Messenger RNA from Osmerus eperlanus (European smelt), 723 nucleotides. Its product is annotated as inner ear-specific collagen-like. The transcript has 10 exons. Lineage: Eukaryota; Metazoa; Chordata; Actinopteri; Osmeriformes; Osmeridae. The record is from RefSeq and is a predicted model, not a curated record. Gene Ontology annotation, cellular component: extracellular matrix. Bases 90 to 518 code for a protein of 142 amino acids.